Molecule: messenger RNA, 387 nt
Organism: Homarus americanus (American lobster)
Lineage: Eukaryota; Metazoa; Arthropoda; Malacostraca; Decapoda; Nephropidae
Product: protein krueppel-like
Exons: 2
Coding region: 1-387 (128 amino acids)
Biological process (GO): regulation of transcription by RNA polymerase II
Molecular function (GO): DNA-binding transcription factor activity; RNA polymerase II cis-regulatory region sequence-specific DNA binding
Source: RefSeq, a predicted model, not a curated record
AUGAAGGUGCUGAUGAACCGUUCAGAAGCAAGACGUGGCGAGGAAGCAUCAUCAGUAGACCUGUGGAGCAAACUGUCCAGCAGUGUGUUUUCCAGUGUGGGUGCUGCUGGCAGUGGUGCUAUCAAGAGUCAUCAGUGUCUUUACUGUCCCUACACUACCAAUAUUAAAUGUAACUUAUUGCGACAUGAAAGAACACACACUGGAGAAAAGCCAUAUCCUUGUCCCCACUGCAACUUUCGCUGUUCUCAAAAUUGUGAUUUAAAAAAACAUAUUCGUAUUCAUACCGGAGAAAAGCCUUUUGCGUGUGAGCAUUGUCCUUACCGUUCCUCGCGGAAGGAAGUGUUACGAAGUCACAUGCGUAUACAUGCGACGAGUGAGGGAAACUAG